AUGGGUUCACAUUUUGCAAAGCCCUGGGUAUAUGUUUGGUUUUUGGGUGUUUGUGAAGAGUCUGGUAUAUCAUUCAGACAUAAAAAGAAUUGCGGUCAAGGCUAUACUGGUGGAUAUAGAUUUCGUGCAGGUUCCUCAUCUCCUGUUCACCGUAGAGAUGCAGAUCAUCGCUUCACUUCUGACUAUAAUCACUUGUCACGAAACCGUGGAUAUGGUGGCGGGAGAGAUCCUGGCAGAUAUCGAGACCCUCCACACCCGUAUGCUCGAGGUAGAGCAGGCGGCAGGCCAUUUGGUAGAGCUUUUGAUGGGCCUCGCUACAACCAUGGUCAUGGUCAUGCAAGAGGGGAAGGCCAUGGUAGAAACAAUCCUAAUGUGCGUCCUAGGGAGGGAGAUUGGAUGUGUCCUGACUCAUUAUGUAGUAAUCUUAAUUUUGCAAGGCGUGACUUUUGUAACAACUGUAAGAGGCCUCGUCCUGCUGUUGCUGGAAGUCCUCCCAGGAGGGGUUCUCCACCACUUCAUGCUCCUCCUAGACGCUAUCCUGGACCUCCAAUUGACCGUUCCCCGGAAAGGCCUAUGAAUGGCUACAAAUCUCCUCCUCGUCUGAUGGGAAGGGAUGGCCCUAGAGAAUAUGGAUCAGCUGCUCCUUUGCCACCCCUCCGACACGAAGGUAGGUUUCCAGAACCCAAUGUCCAUAGAGAGCGUAUUGAUUACGUGGAUGAUGCCUACAGGGGGAGAAAUAAGUUUGAUAGGCCACCUCCAUUGGACUGGGAUAAUAGAGAUCGCGGCAGAGACGGUUUCUCCAAUGAAAGGAAAGGAUUCGAGAGAAGGCCACUGUCACCACCUGCACCUCUUUUGCCGUCAAUUCCUCCCCAUCGCGGCAGUGGCGAUCGGUGGACUCGGGAUGCGAGAGAAAGAAGCCGUUCUCCCAUGAGAGGUGGCCCACCAGCAAAAGACUAUCGCAGGGAUAAUGUCAUGAACCGUGUUGGAGGAAGAGAUGAUAGGCGUGGUGGCGUUGGACGAGACAGACUUGGAGGAAUGUAUUAG
Vicia faba (fava bean) is the source of this 1044-nucleotide messenger RNA. NCBI's taxonomy places the organism in Eukaryota, Viridiplantae, Streptophyta, Magnoliopsida, Fabales, Fabaceae. The record is from the annotation of a GenBank genome assembly.